AUGUAUCUGCAGUUGCUUCCGCAGCCCUUGGGCCAAGGACAGGACCACCACAAUCAUUCCUUGACGAGCGGUGCAAUCAGCGCUAUCAAGAGCACAUCAUCCUCCCACACUGCCCCUCUGUCCACCCGUGCGCCAGAUAAGCUGAACCGUUGCACGAGUCCAUCUGCUGAUUCGAAUGGUCAAUGUGCAACAGACAAAUUCGCGACCGGUCUGGUUCAGAACAAGGAAUGGGCGGCCAAAUACCCCGAGCUCUUCCCGUCCCUCGCCUUCGGCCAGCAGCCUGAGAUUCUGUGGAUCGGCUGCUCCGACUCGCGCUGCCCCGAGACGGCCAUCCUGGGGCUCAAGCCGGGCGAUGUGUUUGUGCACCGCAACAUCGCCAACAUCAUCCACUACAGCGACCUCAACGCGGCGUGCGUGAUCGAGUAUGCAGUCUCCCAUCUCAAGGUCAAGCACAUCGUGCUGUGCGGACACACCGCCUGCGGAGGCGUCAGCGCAGCGCUGGGCAACAAGAAACUGGGCAUCCUCGACGCGUGGCUGAUGCCGCUCCGGCGCCUGCGUCAGCAGCACCUGGGCCUGCUGCAGGGCCUGGAGCAUCAGGAGGCGAUCGUCAAGCUGUCCGAGUUGAACAUUCUGGAAGGCGUGGCGCGGCUGAAGGAGAACAGUGUCGUUUUGAACGCGAUCGAGGAGCGUGGCCUGCAGGUGCACGGCCUCAUUUAUGACGUUGCCAGUGGUCUGUUGAGGGAGUUGGAGGGGGGUGAGUCGCACGAGGUGAUCAAGGCUCGACUGACGGCGUUCAAGACGCAGGACUAG
This is a messenger RNA of Rasamsonia emersonii CBS 393.64, 810 nucleotides long. RefSeq names its product Carbonic anhydrase. Bases 1 to 810 code for a protein of 269 amino acids. Lineage: Eukaryota; Fungi; Ascomycota; Eurotiomycetes; Eurotiales; Trichocomaceae. The record is from RefSeq and is a predicted model, not a curated record. Gene Ontology annotation, cellular component: cytoplasm. Gene Ontology annotation, biological process: cellular response to oxidative stress; cellular response to carbon dioxide; carbon utilization. Gene Ontology annotation, molecular function: zinc ion binding; carbonate dehydratase activity. The transcript has a single exon.